Molecule: messenger RNA, 3679 nt
Organism: Puccinia graminis f. sp. tritici CRL 75-36-700-3
Lineage: Eukaryota; Fungi; Basidiomycota; Pucciniomycetes; Pucciniales; Pucciniaceae
Exons: 21
Coding region: 273-3143 (956 amino acids)
Biological process (GO): proteolysis
Cellular component (GO): cell wall; membrane
Molecular function (GO): serine-type endopeptidase activity
Source: RefSeq, a predicted model, not a curated record
GAGCCUCCCUUAUGCCCUUACAUCGCCACCCAUUCUCGUGUACUCUCCACCACUCUCCUUGUGACCACCAACUACAAUCCUUUACUACUAGCUUUCUCUUUUGAAGUCCGCAGAACUGAACCACCUUCGCUUAAUCAAAUACACAUCUCUUUCACUUCGCCAGGCAAAAGGGUCUUGCUUGCUGGAGCUAAUCAGUUCUAGCCCUAAUUCCUCAGCCGAAGGCCACCUCGGUGUCCUGACUCACAAAGACCGUCGCUCCUGUUUUUGACAAGAUGCUUGCCCAACCUCUGGGUAGCUGCGGGCUACUUGCGGCUGGGUGCUUAUUGUUCUUAUACCAACUUGCCGGCGUAACUUCCUCCGACAUUCGCACCAACGGCAACAGGUUUAUAGUCAAAAUUGACCCUAAGAAGACGGAUUCUCUCGAUGAUUUCUGCCACCACUUGAAUGCAAUCAACAUAACCCACAGUGUCGCCCACGAUCUCACUGGUAUCUCUCCGGAUAACUUUUACGGUGCCUCUCUAUACUUGGACAACCCUAAUGACGUGCACGCAUUGGCGAACCUUGAUUCUGUUCAGAGCGUCACCCCCGUGACCCCCAUGAAACCAAUCUCGCCAGUCUCUCAACACAUCCUCACAAAACCUCCCCCGGAUGGCCAGAGCCCCGAUGGCUUCACUCCCCAGAUCCAGACAAGGGUGUCAGAACUGCAUGCGAAGGGUGUAUUUGGGGAAGGUAUCAAGGUAGCAUUCCUCGAUUCCGGCAUUGAUUGUGACCACCCCGCUUUGGGCCCAGGCUUUGGGCCUGGUCACAAGAUUGGGUUUGGCUACGAUCUUGUUGGAGAGGAUUUCGAUGGCUCCAACAAACCUGUUCCGGAUUCGGAUCCUUGCACACAGUGUGGUGUUCACGGUACUCACGUAGCUGGAAUCGUUGGAGCUAAGGAUGUAGGUUAUGGCUUCCAAGGUGUUGCCCCCAAUGCCACUCUGGGGAUGUAUCGCAUCAUGGGCUGCGACAAACUUGGUUCGACCUCCAAUGACAUUGUGAUGUCCGCGUUACUGAUGGCCGUCCGUGAUGGGGCCGAUGUUAUCUCGGCAUCCAUCGGUGGCCUCGGUGGCUGGUCAAAAGGCGAUGCAUUGUCUGAUCUAAUCAACAACCUGGUUUCCAAGGGGGUUGCCCUAGUAUUGGCAGCUGGGAAUGAAGGCGACGAAGGGCUAUUCUAUGCGGAAACCCCGGCCGCCGCGACGAAUUCCAUUGCGAUUGGAUCCGUCGAAUCCAAAAAGCAGAUUGUUUUCCAGCUCAAGACCUCUUCUGGCAGAACAAUCCCUUAUCAUGGUAGCGGAGUUUUCAACGGGACGGAUUUACCUUUCUACGCCACCUCGCCCACCUCGGACAACCCGAGUGAUGCUUGCCAGCCGCUUCCAUCAAACACUGCCUCUUUGGCCGAACACAUAGUCGUCAUCCGGAGAGGUGGAUGUAAUUACGCGCAAAAGGUUGAAAAUGUUGUUGCAAAAGGGGCAUCUCGGAUUUUAUUCUAUAUGAAUUCAACAGAGAAGGCUUCUCUCUCCAACUUCAUUUCCGGUGCACAAAUUGCAACUCUGGCUAAGCAGGACGGCGAGUCACUCGUGUCUGAGCUUCGAACGAACCCGAACUUGAAAGCCACCUUCUCCCCUGAGCAUUCUUUUGAGGCUGCGGAUGGUGGAGGAUUGGUUAGCAACUAUUCGCAGUAUGGUCCAUCUUACGACUCCAUGAACAUCCAGCCCAACUUCCUUGGAGUGGGAGGCAACAUCCUCUCAACGGUCCCCAGGAACAUGGGAAGUUAUGCCACAAUGAGUGGAACUUCUAUGUCUACCCCACAGAUUGCCGGUAUCACGGCUCUCAUAAAAGCCGUCCGAGGAAAAGAUCUCCAGGCGUUGAAGCUCAAAAAUAUCUUGUCCACCACUGCCCAACAGGUUCCAGCUGGGUCGGGUCAGAACGACAUUCAGACUACUAUCCACGCUGGAGGCGGCCUUGUGGACGCGUUUUGUGCAAGCUACGCCAAAACCGUCUUAUCAACCGAUGCUAUCGCGUUGCAUGACCUACCUAAUUUGAAAUCUCAACAUUCCUUCACCAUCACCAACGAGGGUGAUCAAAGUUACUCGUUCCGAACGGGGCAUAUUCCUGCGAUCACUGUCAAUACCUUCCAGCCCGGAUCGCACCGAGUCUCUACCACUGUCGAAGCAGUGCCUGGCUCGCCAAGCGCUCAGGUGCAAGUCAGCCCAUCAACGUUUACUCUAGCGGCUAAAGGCAGUCAAACCAUUCAGGUCACUUUCACUCCGCCGAGCGGUCUGUCUGCAGAGCGUUUGCCUGUUUACUCCGGUUACGUAUCACUCAUCUCGGACGCAGAAUGUGAGCAUCACACAUUACCGUACUAUGGCAUAGCAGGUGUCAUGAAGAACACCAAAGUCCUCGACGCCGGACCCGACACUGAAGAUUCCAAGCAGCAAAUUCCACGCCUUACUGAUAUAAAUCGUCAGCCGCUCACCGGUCCCGUCACGUUCGACGGAAGCCAUGGAAUCGUCGUGAGGUAUCGCAUGGCUUUCGGUUCUCCUUACAUGAGAGCGGAUGUCAUAAGCGCAAACGCUACCCUCGUCAGUGAGAGUCCGUCAGUAGCUUCAAUGCAAGCAAUGCCAGACAUUGGGGCGAAUUUCACGCUUUCAAAGGGUAGCUUCAUGGGAGUUAAUCUGAUCGGAAUGAUUCCGACUAGCAAUUCUACGUAUGCCCCUCGAACAGUAUCCACUGACACCGUUGUGCUGCCUUGGACUGGAACCAUAAUCCCACCUGGAGAGACUCAAGCCGCUGUCCUCAUCCCGAGUGGGUACUAUAAGAUUUUAAUUCGUGCUCUCCGAGUAAACGGAAACCCUUUUGUCGAUGCGGAUUUCGACUAUUGGCUCUCGCCAGUGAUAAGCGUCGCGGGAGCUGCCCUCCGUCAACAACCAAAUCCACAGUCUCCCAACUCACAAGGAAGCUCCCGCUCACCACCUGCCCCCCUAGACAAUCAGCCCCAACUCGGUCCCGUCAACUACCCGCCUACAGCCGCACCUGCGUACUACCCUUCUGGUCUCGGGAGCACAUAUUACCCGCGAGCCAUCUCUCGAGGUCGCACCUUCUAAGAACUCUUGUUUAAUCAUCCAGCUUUGUAUGCUGGCCCUCCUUUAAUUCCACUCUGGGUCACAGAUGAUUAUUGUUUUGGGUCAUUUUGUAGUUUGUGUGGUAAUCACCUCGACAUUGCAUCAACAUAUCACAUUGUUACAUUCACUCUUUCACUACAUUUAGGAUUUUUUUUCUGUGCAACAUACAUGUUUCUGAUUUUGGAAUCAUUCAUAGAGACCCUUUCAACCAAGAACUCAAGAACAAAUAGUUCUCAUCAUCGUGAAGAAAAACUCUACCACCAACACUCUGGAUAUAGAACAACAAUUAUUGCCAGAGGUCAAGAAGAAGACAUCUGUUAGUCAUCACCUGUCAUCACAAAUACAAAUUCAUCCAUUAAACUCGUUGGCUCUUCACAUAGUUCUUACAACGCAAAGUUACUUUCAAUAAGUCUCAGAAGAGUGUCAAAAGUUACAAAUUGACACUAGUUCCGCAAGGAAUGUUGUAUUCAGUUGAUGUUAGUAAUUGAUAGCGGGAAAUAAAUUCAAGGAGAUGAAAG